ACGGGAAGGAGUGGAGCUGCUCGCCUCAUCGCCCCAGCACACCUCUAAAGUUUAUAAUCAGCCCCGGAGGAUCCAGUUCAAGGCAAACGGGAUCCCUUGAAGAUGAAGACCUGCUUCCUUGUCCUUCUCUGCGUGUUGCUCUUCUGCACAAACGAAGUUCACCCGCUGGUGUGCUUCACGUGCGAACAAUCGUCCAGCAACUGGUCUUGCCUGAAGCCCACCAAGUGCUCAGAGAACGACAAGCACUGCUUGACCACGGUUGCCUCCUUCAAGAUUGGCUUCUUGACCAUGCAAAAGAGAAUCACCAAGAGGUGUUCACCAAGCUGUCCGAAUCUGAACAUGGAUAUGGGAAUUGGUUCCUUCGGGACGUCCUGUUGCCAAAGUUCCUUCUGCAACCUUUUCGGACACGUGGCAGCUAAAAACGGGACCCGGUGACGGGCUCUGUGUUCGGAUCUGUGUUCAUAUGCGACCCCUUCCCGAUGGUCGUUUGAGAAGCCAACUUAGCUACCAGGUCUCAAGGCCAGACCUGCCAUUUUCACCCUUUAAACAUCCUGGCCUCCUAAGGGGUGCAGUGAUAAAAUUCUAUCAUAUCUGAUGAUGUUCCCCAAGAAACCCAAAGCUUUUCUUUUAGGGAUUAUAGAAACAGAUAUACAGUGGUACCUUGGUUCUCAAACUUAAUCCGUUCCGGAAGUCCGUUCCAAAACCAAAGCGUUCUGAAACCAAGCUGCGCUUUCCCAUAGAAAGUAAUGCAAAACGAAUUAAUCCGUUCCAGACUUUUAAAAACAACCCCUAAAACAGCAAUUUAACAUGAAUUAUACUAUCUAGCGAGGUCAUUGAUCCAUGGAAUGAAAGCAAUAAUCAAUGUAGUGUACUAUAACAUGAUAAAAAUGUAGAUGAUAAAAAUAAAAAUUCAAUUUUUUUCUUACCUGCACUGAUGAUAGUCAUUGUUUGGAUGGGGGGCUUUUAUCCAUUUCCAUGGUCACACAAUCAAUCAAUCAAUCAGUCAACCAACCAAUCAGUAGCUGAACUGGGUUCCACACAGUCACAAAAACAAAUUAGCUGAAAAAGCCUCAAAAGCAAAAAUGCAAAAUAAAUAGCAAAAACAAAAGUGCCAAAAUUUAAUCCGUUCCGGAAGUCCGUUUGACUUCCGAAAUGUUCGAAAACCAAGGUUUCUGAUUGAUGCAUGUGCCCCAGAAACAAUAGCCGACAGCAAUAUUGGAUGUUUGGCUUCCCAAAAACGUUUGAAAACCGGAACACUUGCUUCCGGGUUUUAGGAGUUUGAGAACCAAGGUACCACUGUACCAAAAAAGUUGGUUGAUUUAUUUAUGUCUGCAACAACAAGAGCAAGGAUAAUGUAUCCUCAAAAAUGGAAAGAACCUCACUUGUAAUGUAACAAAUACAGUACUAUGGACAAUAUGGAUAGAUAUAAAACAUAGACUAUGAAAUAUAAUAUGCAGUAGGAAAUGUUGACAAUAGGACCCAUGGAGGGGAUGGGGGGAAGUCUUGAGAUUCAGAGAAAUUUCAUUUUAUGGAUAUGGAUUUGGUAUUGUUAUAAAUUUACAUUUGUAAAAUCAAAUAAAAAUGAUUCCAAAAAAG
Messenger RNA from Zootoca vivipara (common lizard), 1596 nucleotides. Its product is annotated as lymphocyte antigen 6E-like. Gene Ontology annotation, cellular component: plasma membrane. The record is from RefSeq and is a predicted model, not a curated record. Gene Ontology annotation, molecular function: acetylcholine receptor inhibitor activity. NCBI's taxonomy places the organism in Eukaryota, Metazoa, Chordata, Lepidosauria, Squamata, Lacertidae.